AUGACGGCUGCGAAGAUGUUCUCGCAGUAUGCCCAAAGCGAGCGGGAUGUGCUGGUCAUGUUCGACCAAGGCUGGGUCAAGGGGCAGCAGGAGAUCCGCAAGGCAAUAGGCAAGAUCAGCAAGAAUGAGUGGAACUUCGUGACUUGGCUGCUGGUGCCAAACCAACAAUCAGACCUCGAAACGCGGGCAGCCUUUGGCAUGGGAGCUGCGGCAGAGUCAGGCACUUGGUCCUCGGACGGAUCGAAACGCCGGAAGAAGGCUGCUUGCCUGUCCACGAUCACCGGCAAGGAGAAUUGCUUUGCCCUCUUCGCUGGACCGAUUCCGGAGCUCGGAUUCCUCAAGCCCAAUCCUGGGGGUGGCACUGCCGGCUCCGAGUUCUUUGGCGCCGCGGGUCACCAGGUGCUACUGCAGUACAAUGCAAAGAACAAGGGGUUCAUUCAGGACAAGGACAAGAAGGAGGUCCUGGCAGUUGACAGCAUCUCCGAGGAGGAUGUGGUCCCGCUGCAUUUCCACAUGAAACAUGUCACCACGUACAAAGAAUUGCUGCACGUGCUUCGCGUUGCCAGCAUGGUGUGCUUUUCUCCUGACCCCAAUCUCCUGAUGGCCUGCAUCGAGAUGAGAGUCGCUUGCUAUGCGAUCUGCCAGAGUUCCCAGCACCAGGAAAUUCUGAGGACUUUCCUCGCCUCCAAGGUCUCCGGCAUGAUCAGAGAUCCAAGUUGCGCACGCUUUUACGAUGCAGAUGCUGCCGGCCACCGGCAGGAAGCAGAGUCGUCGACGACCGGGGGCGAGGCAGCUUUGGUUCGUGCCGCAGCAAAUGAUGCAACAAAGCACAAGCAGCCGGUCCUCAGUGCCAAGGAGGAAGCUAAGCAGUCCGAGCAAGAGGACGACAAUGAAUCGGACGGGGAUGACGAUGAGCAGGAAGAGGGUUCGGGCAGCGACGCCGGCACUAUCUGA
Molecule: messenger RNA, 954 nt
Organism: Symbiodinium sp. CCMP2592
Lineage: Eukaryota; Dinophyceae; Suessiales; Symbiodiniaceae
Source: the annotation of a GenBank genome assembly